Gavialis gangeticus (Gharial) is the source of this 1449-nucleotide messenger RNA. It is a transcript of the gene BEAN1, whose product is annotated as brain expressed, associated with NEDD4, 1. Gene Ontology annotation, molecular function: protein binding. Lineage: Eukaryota; Metazoa; Chordata; Crocodylia; Gavialidae. The transcript is spliced from 5 exons. The record is from RefSeq and is a predicted model, not a curated record. The annotation marks the transcript as partial.
UUAAGGACCUUUUCUUUUCGUUUUUUUUUUCUCUCCUUAGUUCUUUUCUUCCAUCUUCCCCUCAUCUCUGGAAGCUCCAUCCAUAUUGGAAUAGGCAGCAAUUAUUCCAAUCUCUAUGAACAGAGCAUUCUGCCUUGUAAAAAAGAAGAGCUCCAGUGUGGUAACGGACUCUGCCUCCUGAACUGGCUGCGCUGUCACUACAAGAAAGAUUGUGGAAGAGACUACAUGUCCAUCAAACUAACAUGCUCAAAAGUUCACUCGAACCAGAGCAGCCCCGUCAGUGAGUUCCCCAGCUACAGUGGAAACGGAAAUGACACCAGUUUGCUGGUUUCACCCCUGCUGGUGGCCGGAGUGGUGAUUGGACUCGUGCUGUUUCUAUCCUGCGUUACAAUCAUUGUGGGCAGCCUGCGAAAGGACGGACGGUUAAGACACCCUUAUAUGAGAAGAGAUGCUAAUUAUGCUCCAGAUGGCUUCUCCUAUGGUGGCUCAAUUGGAGAACUAAGAUCUACCUGCAUCGAGGAGUUCCCACCAGCAUUUGAUUUUGGUUCCUACAUGGACACACUCUCUCAGGUCAAUGUCAUGUAUCCUGAUUCACCACCAUGCUAUGACGAGUGUGUGGGACCAGGAGCAACACAAAUAUACAUUCCUACAGAUGAUCCACCACCUUACUCUCUGAGAGAUCCUUGUCAAAGGAACGACUUCUCUAUAAACAUUAGCUUGGAAGAGGAAGCAACGUCUGGGACUACAGGACAGGCUGCUAAUUACCCAGUCAGACUGCCGGACUUGCAACAGCCCAUCUCCUCCAUUUCUAUGUCAUCUCUCACCCUGGAGGCUGCCCCUCCCUACGAGACUGUCGUAUGUGAGCAGAACGUCCCCAUCCCAUUGGUGCCAAUGGAUGUACUGAAAAAUUCUUCACCUGACUACCAGACCUUUCUCAACCAAAUCAUGUAAAUGAAAGUGGCUCUUCCCAUCAUACUUCACGGGGAGUAUGACCAAUUGAGGUGGAAAAAGAGGUUUCAGUGGAAGAAUAAAAUCUGUAAAAGUUUUACCUAUUUUAUAUCUUAUGUGGGGAUGUAAUGGGAUUUUUUUAAAAAAAUUUUUACAGCAAAUUUUGAAAGUUUAGGUAAACUUUCAUCUCUGAGCUUUCAGUUGUUCCCGACUUGUUACACAGAAACAACUGCAGCAUAAAAACAGCAGCGACGUGCAGUGAAUCCUACCCUUUCACAGCAUCUGAGAACACAAUGAAGUCAGCCACUGUUACUGUAGAUACAUGUUAUCCAGUCGAGCCUAUGUGUUGAUUUUAUGGUACUUUGCAUGUUGUAGAGCAAAAGGAGAAAGAGCUGUGUGUUGUUGUCGUAGGCGUCAAUACAUUUCACCAAAUGUCUUAUUACUAAGAUAUAAAAACUAGAACUUUAAAAGCAUUUUUCAAUUGAAUAUAUUUCAAAUAGA